Molecule: messenger RNA, 957 nt
Organism: Radiomyces spectabilis
Lineage: Eukaryota; Fungi; Mucoromycota; Mucoromycetes; Mucorales; Radiomycetaceae
Exons: 1
Coding region: 156-854 (232 amino acids)
Source: RefSeq, a predicted model, not a curated record
UUUGUUGAACACAAGCUAAGGAGAAACGAAGAUUAAGCUUUUGCUUCUGUGUGCGCUGGUUGUCACUUUUACGCAACCAUAAUUGCAUUUCUGACGGCGUGAUGAUCGAAGCCCUGGACCUCAGCGAAUAGACGGUGGAUGACUCUCUUUGGCUGAUGAUACCCCCCCCCCCCAGUUUUACGUCCGUUCCUGGCAAGUGCCUGCCAACGAUUGGUCGCCGAUUGGAGCGACAGAGACAUCUACCAGGCUGGAUCGAAGCCUUCAUCGACUUUUUGGAAGCGUUUCCUGGGGAGGACUACUAUGCUCGUUACGUAGGCGUGUGCAGGGGCCUCCAGCGUCCCAUCGAUCGAACCAUGGAUGAUAUGCUCAGCAGAAGGGGACCCAUGGCGGAUUUCCUCGGUACUUUGGGUGAUUUGGAUAUCGAGUUGACUUGCCAUACCUUUGAGUUCACUAACGCCCGGCUGGAUCCCGAAACGUUGAUGGCCGAGCGAGAUUUGCAGGAACAGGUACUGAUCGCCUUUUUCGGUGAGGACCGCCUUUUUCGGUGUGGACCGCGUUUUAAACCGCCAACCAGGAGGUUUACUCUUCUUGCGCCCCCAGCGAAUCUGGCGUACAACUGUUUCAGGUCAUUGAAGCUUGUCCUCCAUUCUAUCAAAGGGCACACCAUUCUGGUUUCACGCCGAUGUAGCAUUUCCCUUGUCACCAACUUUGCUGGGACCAGCUGGAUAGAGUCUGUUGGAUUUGACGACGUACCAGUUGGUUACAGUACAGUGGUCAUUCUGCAUAUUGACCCAGGAAACGAUAAAUACCGUUCAAUCAUGCCUGGGAUGAGAGAUAUCAUCAAUCUCACGUAGCAGAUCACCGUUGUCAUCGCGAAAUACAUUGCCGUGGAUACACCCAUGUCCAUGCGGGAUGCUGUUUGCCAGCAGAUCUUUGACCUAUGUCAUCCCACGUCGG